UAUAGUAAGUGCGUACUCACAGUGAGGAGCUGUGGAACAUUUUCACUUUUGCUUUUCAAAGACAUCAUAGAGGAGCACGAGGCUUCAGACGCAUGCAUCAGAGACAACACAAGGAAAUUACCAAGCUGAUUUAGUCAUGGAGCAGGAUGCGGCAACUGUGCUGUGGAAAAAGUUCUAUGUCCACUUGGCGGGAAAAACUAACAACGCUCAUCAAGCGGCUGUUGUAAAUUUAAAAAGAAUCGGCCACACUGAGGUGGACUCUCCUGAAAGAAGUGACUACAUUCUGGUUUUCUGUCCGAUUGUUUCAAAAGUUGGAACAGACAUCAGAGAGGCCCUGGAGAGCACUGAGAAGAACAAUCCAGGUGGUAAACCAAUAAUCCUGGUGGUGAUGCAUCACACCUUUGAUCCUGACCGUGUUAUAGCUGAAAGCAGAAGACUGGUGAAGAACCAGAAUGUAAAGCUCACCGUGGACUGUCUGAUCUAUGAGGGUGAACUCCUGAAGUGUCACCGCAAUGAUACUGCAUGGUCUGAGGUCCAGAAGAUUUUUGGAGUUUCAGAGGUCAACACAGUGUUCAACAGCUUUACUUCCAUUGCAGUUGAGGUCACCUCUUUAUGGAAGAAGUUUACUGCAACAUCACAAAGAAAUGACCAACCUGCUUCAGACAUGAAGCAGAAAGGGGCAACUGGUGAGAACCCAAAUGCACAGUCUUCAGAAAUUAACAACCCAACCAACACAAAUGACCCAGUGGGGCAGGAAGAGACAACUGAAACAAAUCCACAGUCUGCAGAAACUGACAACACAGAUGAGCCAAUGGAGCAGAGUCCAUCUGAGUCGAGUCAGCAGGGUAGAAGUGGAGAAGUCCAGGGUGUUGAUCAGACAAUAAAUGACAAACCUGCUUCAAGCGUGGAGGCGGGAGAGGCAACUGAAACAAAUCCACAGUCUACAGAAACUGACAGCACAACCAAGACAAAUGAGCCAAUGAAGCAGAGUUCAUCUGAGUCAAGUAAGCAGGGUAGAAGUGGAGAAGUCCAGGGUGUUCAUCUGCUGUGGAAAAAGUUCUUUUUGGUGGGAGAAACUACCAACGCUGUUCGAGAGUUUGUUGCGAAGUUUGAAAAAAUUGGCCAAAAACAGGCGGAGUCUCCUAAAGAAAGUGACUACAUUCUAGUUUUCUGUCCGAUCUCUUCAAAUGUUGCAGAGGACAUCAGACGGGCCCUGGAGAGUGCUCCAGGUGGUAAACCAAUAAUUCUGGUGGUAAUGCAUCAUACCAAGGAUUGUAAUAUCAUUGUGUUUGAAAGCAGAAGACUGGAGAAGAACCAGAAUGUAAAGCUCACCGUGGACUGUCUGAUCUAUGAGGGUGAACUCCUGAAGUGUGACCGCAAUGAUACUGCAUGGUCUGAGGUCCAGAAGAUUUUUGUUUCAGAGGCGGAUACAACACAGACAUCACAAAUAAAUGACCAACCUGCUUCAGACAUGAAGCAGGAAGGGGCAACUGGUGAGAACACAAAUGCACAGUGUUCAGAAAUUAACAACCCAACCAACACAAAUGACCCAGUGGGGCAGGAAGAGACAACUGAAACAAAUCCACAGUCUCCAGAAACUGACAACACAGCUGAGCCAAUGGAGCAGAGUCCAUCUGAGUCGAGUCAGCAGGGUACAAGUGGAGAAGUCCAGGGUGUUGAUCAGACAACAGAUGACCAAGAUCCUUUAGACGAGGGGUUUGAACACAUAAAUGAUGAGGAAAUAAAGAGUUUACCUGAAUCAAACUCGAUGAACGUUAACCAGCCAACAAUUAACCAAGCUUCUUCAGACAUGAAGCAGGAAGGGGCAACUGGUGAGAACACAGAUCCACAGUCUACAGAAACUGACAAGACAAAUGAGCCAAUGGAGCAGAGUCCAUCUGAGUCAAGUGAGCAGGUGACGUGGAAAAAGUUCUUUGUCCAUUUGGCGGGAAAAACUAACAACGCUCAUCAAGACUUUGUUAAAGAGUUUAAAAGAAUCAACCACACUGAGGUGGACUCUCCUGAAAGCAGUGACUACAUUCUGGUUUUCUGUCCAGUUGUUUCACGAGUCGGAACGGACAUCGGAGAAGCCCUGGAGAGCACUGAGAAGAACAAUCCAGGUGGUAAACCAAUAAUCCUGGUGGUGAUGCAUCACACCUUUGAUCCUGACCGUGUUAUAGCUGAAAGCAGAAGACUGGUGAACAACCAGAAUGUAAAGCUCACCGUGGACUGUCUGAUCUAUGAGGGUGAACUCCUGAAGUGUGACCGCAAUGAUACUGCAUGGUCUGAGGUCCAGAAGAUUUUUGGAGUUUCAGAGGUCAACACAGUGUUCAACAGCUUUCCUUCCUUUGCAGUUGAGGUCACCAAGCCUGCAUGGUUGAAGUUUCCUGAAGUGAGUCUGUUAACAUUGACAGUUCUGUAGCUCUAAUAAUUGGGUAUUUGUAUGAUUAGUCGACUAGCCUCAUCAUUUAUUCCUUUAUGUAGAAGGUUCACAUCAUGCCUUCCUUAAUCUAUAAAUAUCACAGACUCACAGCCCAAUUAUCAGUUAGUUAAUAUGUAUAAUUUUUGUAACUCAUUUUCUUUCUUUCUUUCUUUCUUUCUUUCUUUCUUUCUUUCUUUCUUUCUUUCUU
Larimichthys crocea (large yellow croaker) is the source of this 2630-nucleotide messenger RNA. RefSeq lists its product as uncharacterized. Lineage: Eukaryota; Metazoa; Chordata; Actinopteri; Sciaenidae. Bases 137 to 2422 code for a protein of 761 amino acids. The record is from RefSeq and is a predicted model, not a curated record. The transcript is spliced from 22 exons.